Molecule: messenger RNA, 2497 nt
Organism: Argentina anserina (silverweed cinquefoil)
Lineage: Eukaryota; Viridiplantae; Streptophyta; Magnoliopsida; Rosales; Rosaceae
Product: protein MULTIPOLAR SPINDLE 1
Exons: 11
Coding region: 44-1159 (371 amino acids)
Biological process (GO): chromosome segregation; meiotic DNA double-strand break formation; male meiotic nuclear division
Source: RefSeq, a predicted model, not a curated record
AAAUUACAAAACUUCUCCCGCGAGAUUUGCCGUCGAGACGAGAAUGUCAAGCAGCGAACAAGCGCCGGCGGCCGCAAACUCAGCGCCGCCGGACGACUCGCUCAGAAUGGCGGUGGCGAUCUCUCUUCUCCGAUCAAAGCGUCUUCAAAGAUCUCCUUCUCAGAAUUCCGACGCUCUCCGAUGGAAGCGAAAGGCCAAGGAGCGAAAGCAAGAGCUCUUGAGACUCCGGCAAGAUCUGAAAGAAGCCGAAGAUUCUUCACACUGCGACUUGUUUCCGCAAAGCGCAUCCUGCAAAUGCUAUUUCUUCGAUAAUUUGGGGAAACUCAGCCCUAAUCGGCUGCCGGAGGCUUCUCAGUGCAGAUUCAAUGACGUCCUGCGGCGCCGAUUUCUCAGACACGUGCGAUUCAAGGAGAGGAGGAGAAGAACCGCCGGCUCUUCUUCCCGGCGGUACCAAUUAUCAGACAUGAACAGUGAAGAUGAAAUGGAGCUGCUUAGGGCCUCAGUUGACUUUCUUGUGGAACUUUGUGAAACCGAUUCUCCGGUGGAGGAGGCUAGCUUUUUGAAUUGGUCACACCAAGCGGUAGAUUUUAUUUUAGCUUCGUUGAAGAAUCUGUUAUCAACUGGAAAGAAUGUAGACCUCAUAGAAGGAAUUGUCAGCAGCUUAAUCACGCGUAUGAUUACGAGGAUAUGUUGCCCCUUUCAAGGAAAUGCAGCAAAACAAUCAGACUAUGAUGGGCAGUUCUUCGUCCAACAUUUGAUCAGAAAACUUGGUACUGAUCCUUACUUUGGACAACGUGCACUUUAUGCACUUUCUCAGAGAGUCGCCGUUCUGGCAGAGAAUUUCCUUUUCACAGAUCCAUUUGAUGAAGCUUUUACAAACAUGCAUCAAUGCAUGUUCAUACUGAUCCAGCUUAUUGAGUUUUUGGUGUCUGAUUAUCUAUCAGUAUGGUCAAAGGAUGAAGGCUUUGAAACCGGGCUCUUUGAAGAGUGGGUGGCAUCAGUUCUUCACGCUCGUAAAGCAUUGGAACUUUUGGAAAGCAGAAAUGGGCUAUAUGCGUUAUAUAUGGAUCGAGUCAUAGGUGAGUUGGUCAAACAAGUAAGCCUUACCAUGUCACUGCAGAAGAUCAAACGUGAGAUACUAGAUAAGCUGUUCCACUGACCAAAUUUUGUAUGAAGACCUGGGAAGAUUAAAGACAUUUGUGGGCUCAAGCUGCACAUGGCUGAUGUUACCUCCAAUUGUGGGCUCAGGCUGACAUGGCAGGAAAGACCUGGGUCACAAAAAAUGGUGGCAUGAGGGAAACCCUGGCAAGACCCAAGCCCUUUUUUUUGUGGGUGUAAACUUGAUUUUUCUACUUGGGUCUUGUGAUGAUGUGAAUUAAGACUCAGGUCCUAAAAAAUGGAAUGGGUGGACUUGCUCUAAGAAAAAGAGUGAGAACUUCUUCUAGCGCUAGCAACAGCAGCUAUGUCAUCCAGAUAUUGCUGAGCAGCAUGGAUAGGAGGACUCUCAAAGAAGAUCAGACCAAGCUCAUGAUUGAUACUGUUUUUUGCUAAGAUAUCAGCAGUCAUAUUGGACUCUCUUCCUUUCUUCUGUUGGCGAGCUAUAUUUUUGAUUUCUUGAGCUAUAUAUUCUUACUCAGUGGCUUGACCUUUUCAACCUCUCAGUUUCACGUAAUCCCAAUGGGCGGUUUGAAAUUAGUCAUUGAAGUCUUGCUUGUGUGUGGUCUCAGGCAUCUUCCUUUUCUUGCCAAAUUGGUCAAUUUCCAAAUUCAUGACGCAUAUUUCUGUGCUACCGGUACACUAAUUUCAAUUCUUUGAAUGCUUCUCUAUAUCUUUCAAGCAAUUAUUUGUAGAGUCGUGUUUGUUUUGGAGGGCUAUAACUUUAGAUAAUUGUAGAAGCUUUAUUUUUUGGUCUACCGUAAUUGACAUCGUCUUCAUCUUGUCCCCUGUCCAUUUUUGUUUAAGGAGUCAAUUUAUUCAAGCGUGUCGAUUAAAUUACUAGUCCACCAUCCAGAUACUACCCUAUAACUCUAUAAGUAAUCCUCCGAUCCAUAUUCGUUUAUCAAACUACCUUUUGCUUAGUGCAGUCAUGAGUCCCAUGAAAUAUUCGGUUGCUCUCACACUCGUUAUUCUAUUAUUCUCUGUAUCUCUUCCAAGUUCAGCUCAUGAAAGCUUCAUGAAUCCACGUAGUGCGGUUCUUGGUCAGAAAAUGCAACACCCUGCAAAUAAUGAUCUUGGCAUGUUUCACUUGAAUAGGAAGCUUGGGAUUCACAUGAACUUGAUCCGUAAAGUUCCUAAACUACCUCGUCCCAAAGCAUCAGCAGCCAUUCCUAGUCAGCUGCCUUCUCUUGGUCUCUCUUAUUUUCUGUGUUUAUCCCUCUUCCUCUUUCUGUUGUAGGUCUCGGGAUUAAUUUUAUACCUGUAUUGUAAGUUUUUUUUAUCAAACCUGUAUUGUAAGUUGUAACACCGAAUUCAAGUAAAUUGAAAGAUCGUUGCUCUA